CAGGACUGGGAGAUGAAACAUGGCAUUUACAAAAUGGAAUUGAUACAGUCAGCAGUGAAUGACAUGUGGUUUAUGAACCGCAGUGAUGAGGGUGUUAUUUGUGGUAAAUAUUUCGAGCCUUUACCAGUUGAAAUUAUUGCGCUUAUACUCACAGCUAUCGAAUGUUGCAUUGAUGAGUGGAUAACCGGAGUCAAGGAAGACAUUAAAUUCUUGGCAGCUACCUAUUCUCCCAUCUACCAGGUUCACCUCAGCUCCUUGCAGUGCUUCAACGAGCGUACUUCUGCUUACAAACUACUUGGUAAAAUCACUGACACUAUCCUUGAUGUUGCUUGGUAUGUUCCUGACCACUAUUGUUCAUUAUCGUGA
This is a messenger RNA of Suillus bovinus, 366 nucleotides long. RefSeq lists its product as uncharacterized. The annotation marks the transcript as partial. The record is from RefSeq and is a predicted model, not a curated record. The transcript has 2 exons. Lineage: Eukaryota; Fungi; Basidiomycota; Agaricomycetes; Boletales; Suillaceae.